Molecule: messenger RNA, 3377 nt
Organism: Gekko japonicus
Lineage: Eukaryota; Metazoa; Chordata; Lepidosauria; Squamata; Gekkonidae
Gene: ZBTB11
Product: zinc finger and BTB domain containing 11
Exons: 10
Coding region: 231-3206 (991 amino acids)
Biological process (GO): regulation of transcription by RNA polymerase II
Cellular component (GO): nucleus
Molecular function (GO): RNA polymerase II cis-regulatory region sequence-specific DNA binding; protein binding; DNA-binding transcription factor activity, RNA polymerase II-specific
Source: RefSeq, a predicted model, not a curated record
CUUCCCUUAGGUCCGCGAUCUCUCCGAUACCUGUGACAGCAGCAGCGUCCCCCGCUCCCUAGCCCACCUUGUCCUCCGCCAAGCUUCCCCCCCUUCCCCGGCACCUACCGUGGGGGACCGCAAAUGCUCCCCACCCGCUCUCUCCGCCUCCUUCCCCACUAGCAGCAGCAGCAGCAGCAGCCCCGCUUGCCUUGAGCGGCCGAGCCGUCCCCUCCCCUCCUCGGCGCGCCAUGUCGAGCGAGGAGAGCUACCUGGCCAUCCUGCGCUACCUGACCAACGAGCGCGAGCCCUACGCGCCGGGCACCGAAGGCAACGCCAAGCGCAAGAUCCGCAAGGCCGCCGCCUGCUACGUCGUCCGCGGCGGCACCCUCUACUACCAGCGCCGGCAGCGGCACCAGCGGCGCUUCGCCGAGCUCGAGGUGGUCCUGCAGGCCGAGCGCCGCGCCCGCCUCAUCCGGGCUGCGCACCUGGACGCCGACGGCACCCACCGGACUCGCCUGCAGACAUGGCAGCGCCUCUCCCGGCGCUACUGGUGGCGAGGUAUUCUAAAGCAAGUCAAAGAUUACAUUAAAGAAUGUAGCAAGUGCCAAGAAAAAUUAGAUCGUUCCAGAUCCUUGUCAGAUCCUUCUGAAAUGCUGGAAGAACUUGGAUUAGACACAGCUCUGCACGAAGACAGUAAUGAAACAGAUGAUGAAUUAAGUAACUCUGCAUCACUUCCAGCUGCAUCACCAAAGCCUGUGAAAAAGAAGCCAAUAGCCAAACAUGAGCUUGUAUUUGUUGAUAGUAAAGGCCUUGUGAAACAGUCUUCUUCAAAGCAUUCUCAGUCAGUCUUGAAUCAGCUGAAUCAACAACGGCUAUCCAAUCAAUUCUGUGAUGUUACUUUGCUCAUUGAAGGAGAAGUAUACAAAGCACACAAAUCUGUUUUGGCAGCUAAUAGUGAGUACUUCAGAGAACUCUUUAUCGAAAAGGGAGCUGUUUCCAGUCAUGAAGCUGUAGUGGAUCUUUCAGGGUUUUGCAAGGCCAGUUUCCUGCCUUUACUGGAAUUUGCUUAUACCUCAGAGUUGACUUUUGAUUUCUGUAACAUGGCAGAAUUAGCAGUGCUGGCUCGACAUCUCUUCAUGACAGAAGUCCUAGAAAUCUGUGAAAAUGUGCACAAACAAAUGGAAGAUAAACAAAUCACAGUGUACCAGAAAGGGGAUGUUCAGGUAGUUGAGGUAGCACAGAAUCUUUUAGCGCCAACUGAAAACGGGGCUAACGCUGCAGACGGGACUGAGCAGCCUUCACCCACAGAAGAUGCAGUUGCAACCGUGAAUGGAGCAUAUUCAAGCACUGAAGUGGAAGAGCUGACUGAGUCAGAGGCUGUCCUGCAAACUGCACCAGAACCCCCUGUGGACGAUGCUCCAAAGCCUGAGGUGCAUUCUACUGCUACAGAGACAGCUGAAAGCAAUGUAAAAGCCCCAGCAGAGGAAGUCAUCACAGAUCAGAGUGUAUCUGUGGAGCAGUCUGAGUCUUCAGCAGUGGAGCAAGAAGUCAUCAGCACUCCAGCAGAAACUGAGGCUGAUAAAAAUGUAAGCGGUGAACAAAACACAAGCGGUGAAUUAACUGCAGAGGCUGCUGCUGAAGAUUCCCAGGAAGGAUUUAAACGGAAACGCGGUAGGCCAUGUAAAACACAGAGCACUCCAUUGUCUCAGUCAGAGAUCUCCGUUUCCAUUCAAGAUGACACUUACAAAAGCAAGCUUCGCCAACGGUCUGUUAGUGAAGGUGGCUAUAUCAAAUUGCACAAGGGCGUUGAGAAAAAACUACAGAAUAGAAAGCCAGCCACCAAAUCAGCCAUCCAACAGGUUGCCAUGAAGCUAGUACAAAGAGGCAAAAAGAUGAAGCAGCCCAAGAGAGAUACUGUGGAGCACAAUGAGGCAGAAGCACAGCACAAAUGCAGUGAAUGUGGAAUGAUUUUUCAGAGACGUUAUGCCCUUAUAAUGCACACAUUGAAGCAUGAAAGGACGAAAAAUUAUAAAUGUCCACUAUGUAAAAAAGAGUUCCAGUAUGGUGCCUCAUUACGAGCUCACCUUGUUCGUCAUACUCGGAAAAACGAAGUGACUGUUGCAACUGCCAGUAUUGAAGAGAGUGGUGCAGCUGCAAAGGGCAGAACUAAACGGGAGUUUAUAUGUGAUAUAUGUGGAAGAAGUUUGCCUAAACUCUAUUCCUUGAGAAUUCAUAUGCUGAAACAUACAGGUGUAAAGCCACAUGCAUGUAAGAUUUGUGGCAAGUCAUUCACCUACAAGCAUGGUUUAAAGAUGCAUCUUGCACUCCAUGAGGCACAGAAGCAGUUUAAAUGUGAACUGUGUGACAAGUCUUUUGUCACAAAACGAAGCCUGCAGGAGCAUGUGAGCAUUCACACAGGAGAAUCAAAAUACUUCUGUCCACACUGUGGAAAAUCUUUCCAUAGAGCUUCAGGACUUAGUAAGCAUAUAAAGAAGCACCAGCCCAAACCUGAAAUCCGUGGAUAUCAAUGUACUCAGUGCAAUGUGUGUGGCAAAGAAUUCUAUGAGAAAGCUUUGUACAGACGGCAUGUCAAGAAAGCCACUCAUGGGAAGAAAGGGAGAGCAAAACAGAACUUGGAACGUAUUUGUGAACAUUGUGGGAGGAAAUUCACUCAACUUCGGGAGUACAGAAGACACAUGAAUAACCAUGAGGGAGUUAAGCCCUUCGAAUGUCUCACCUGUGGAGUAGCUUGGGCUGAUGCACGUUCUUUAAAGCGCCAUGUAAGGUCACAUACUGGAGAGCGGCCCUAUGUUUGUCCAGUGUGCAAUGAAGCCUACAUAGAUGCUCGUACCUUGAGGAAGCAUAUGACCAAGUUCCACCGGGAUUAUGUACCUUGUAAAAUUAUGCUGGAAAAGGACACACUUCAGUUUCAUAACCAGGGGACUCAAGUGGAGCAUGCCAUCAGUAUUUUGACGUCUGAUGCAGCAGAACAAGAAACAGAAAUGUGUGAUGAACAGAUUGAGACAGUUGUAGUAACUGAAGAAACUCUUGAAGCUGUUGCAGCUACUGAAGAGUGUACAACAGUUUCCACUCUUUCUGACCAAAGUAUCAUGCAGGUAGUCAAUUACGUAUUGGCACAACAGCAAGGACAGAAAAUGACUGAGGUUACAGAAGCUAUUCAGACUGUAGAAGUAGAGGUAGAACAUGCUUCUGAUCAGGACUAAACAUAAGUGCUCUCUGAUGCAGAAGAGGAUGACCUGAAUGGAACAGCAUGCAGCUAUCAAAUUAUUACCAGUCAGAAUGAUUGGACUCGUAUAGAAAUAUAGUUCCAGAACCAUGUUCUGAGUUUCUUGGCUGUAUAAUACCAACUUCUGUAAUUAAAAGAAAUAUUGGAG